UGACCUUUUAUUCGACGGACUGUCUUAGGGGAAGCAAAUUAUUUGUUUAUGUUUUUUUAAAUGAGGUUUUCAGGCAUUGUCCCCGGCUGCCUCUUUCAUUCUCUUCUCAUUCAAGAUGGCGGGCGACGAGUCUGGAACAACGCUGGGUCAGCCGCACUUGGCCAAACAAGACCUCAGCACUCUCGAUGUGUCCACCUUGGAGACUCUGUCCCCGGAGAUCAUCAGCCGGCAGGCCACCAUCAACAUUGGCACCAUCGGCCACGUGGCCCACGGGAAGUCCACGGUGGUGAAAGCCAUCUCAGGCGUUCACACCGUCCGCUUCAAGAACGAACUGGAGAGGAACAUCACCAUCAAGCUGGGCUAUGCUAAUGCUAAGAUCUACAUGCUGGACGACCCCAGCUGUCCCCGGCCCGAGUGCUACCGCUCUUGUGGCAGCAGCACCCCCGACGAGUUCCCCACAGACAUUCCCGGCACCAAAGGCAACUUCAAACUUGUCAGACACGUGUCCUUCGUGGACUGCCCCGGUCACGACAUCUUGAUGGCCACCAUGUUGAACGGCGCCGCCGUCAUGGACGCCGCCCUCCUGCUGAUCGCGGGGAACGAGUCCUGUCCUCAGCCGCAGACGUCCGAGCAUCUGGCCGCCAUAGAGAUCAUGAAGCUGAAGCACAUCCUCAUCCUGCAGAACAAGAUCGACCUGGUGAAGGAGAGCCAGGCCAAGGAACAGUACGAGCAGAUCCUGGCCUUCGUGCAGGGCACGGUGGCCGAGGGCGCCCCCAUCAUUCCCAUCUCAGCUCAGCUGAAGUACAACAUUGAGGUGGUGUGCGAGUACAUCGUGAAGAUGAUCCCUGUUCCCAUCCGGGACUUCUCCUCCAAGCCCAGACUCAUCGUCAUCAGGUCUUUUGACGUCAACAAGCCCGGCUGCGAAGUGGACGACCUGAAAGGGGGCGUGGCAGGAGGGAGCAUCCUGAAGGGCGUGCUCAAGGUGGGCCAGGAGAUCGAGGUGCGGCCGGGCAUCGUGUCCAAGGAUGACGAAGGCAAGCUGAUGUGCAAACCCAUCUUCUCCAAGAUCGUCUCGCUCUUCGCCGAACACAACGAUCUCCAGUACGCCGCGCCCGGAGGCCUCAUCGGUGUGGGCACCAAGAUCGACCCCACGCUGUGCCGAGCGGACCGUAUGGUGGGUCAGGUGCUGGGUGCCGUCGGCGAGCUGCCGGAGAUCUUCACCGAGUUGGAGAUCUCCUACUUCCUGCUCAGGAGGCUGCUGGGCGUGCGCACAGAGGGAGACAAGAAGGCCGCCAAGGUCCAGAAGCUUUCCAAGAACGAAGUGUUGAUGGUGAACAUCGGGUCGCUGUCGACGGGCGGCCGCGUCAGCGCCGUCAAAGCCGAUCUGGCCAAGAUCGUCCUGACCAAUCCCGUCUGCACUGAAGUGGGAGAGAAGAUCGCUCUGAGUCGACGUGUGGAGAAACAUUGGCGUCUGAUUGGCUGGGGACAGAUCAGGAGGGGCGUGACUAUCACGCCCACAGUGGACGACGACUGAGAACCACCACGCUGGACGUUUACUUAUCGCAUCACAACCCGCCUCGUUUUUUAUUUCACAUUCUUCUUUCUCGCCAAAGAGUAUGGACGGGCAGGACGCCAGUGUGGCGAGGAGGCGCUUUGGACUGUCAAUCAUCCUCCACUGGAGCGGUUUCAGUGCAGCUAACUCUUUAUCCUUCUCAUCCAAUAAAGUGCAUUUGGAACUAA
Nerophis ophidion (straightnose pipefish) is the source of this 1740-nucleotide messenger RNA. It is a transcript of the gene eif2s3, whose product is annotated as eukaryotic translation initiation factor 2, subunit 3 gamma. The coding region runs from base 116 to 1534 and encodes 472 amino acids. The transcript has 12 exons. Gene Ontology annotation, cellular component: cytosol; eukaryotic translation initiation factor 2 complex. NCBI's taxonomy places the organism in Eukaryota, Metazoa, Chordata, Actinopteri, Syngnathiformes, Syngnathidae. The record is from RefSeq and is a predicted model, not a curated record. Gene Ontology annotation, molecular function: tRNA binding; translation initiation factor activity; GTPase activity. Gene Ontology annotation, biological process: positive regulation of translational fidelity; formation of translation preinitiation complex.